AUGGAUAAGCGCAUUGGCAUUUUAGCAGCUGAGCUGUAUUUCCCAAAACAGUUGGUAGAUCAGCAACUGUUGGAGAAAACUAAUGGUUGUCCUGGGAAGUACACCAAGGGUCUUGGGCAAGUAUCAAUGGCAAUAUGCGAUAUUGCUGAAGAUAUCAAUUCACUCGCCCUUACCGUAACCCAUAAUCUCAUCCAGCGCAUCGGUUUAGACUUGAAAAAAGUGGGAUUUCUGGAGGUAGGGACCGAAUCUCUUAUCGACAAAUCAAAAUCCACAAAAAGCGUGCUGAUGCAGCUUUUUGAGGAAUCGGGCAAUUAUGACGUAGCCGGAAUUGACGUCAAGAGUGCCUGCUACGGGAGCACUGCUGCGCUUUUCAAUGCAAUCAAUUGGCUCGAAUCAACCAGUUGUGACGGCCGCCUCGCCCUGGUUGUCGCCGCAGAUAUCGCUGUUUACGCCACCAAAAGUACACAGCCAACCGGUGGUGCCGGUGCAGUUGCUCUACUUCUCGGACCAAAUGCACCCCUCCUACCAGAUCCAGGUUCGUCCACGGAA
Molecule: messenger RNA, 549 nt
Organism: Dibothriocephalus latus
Lineage: Eukaryota; Metazoa; Platyhelminthes; Cestoda; Diphyllobothriidea; Diphyllobothriidae
Source: the annotation of a GenBank genome assembly